Molecule: messenger RNA, 799 nt
Organism: Trichobilharzia regenti
Lineage: Eukaryota; Metazoa; Platyhelminthes; Trematoda; Strigeidida; Schistosomatidae
Source: the annotation of a GenBank genome assembly
UAUAAAUACGUGUUGAUUUUCAUAAUAAAACGAUCUGUUGCCUGGCCCUUGUCUUCUGUUGUUACAUUUGGUGUCGCUGCCUACCGACAAAUGAAAAGCCUAUACCCUGCAGUUUUUGAUGGAGACAUAUGGAUCUUCGGGCAGGACUUCAAGGCUUCUGCGCAGUUGAGUGGCGUUCAAGAUCUGUCAGCGAUGGAGCUGCUACUUGGGACGCUGCUGGGAGGUCGGGUGAAACCAGCAUAUGAAAGUGUGAGCCGAAGUAUGGACGAAUGUUCGACAGGGUCAGGCAAACAGUUUCCAAAGUGGGAAGGACCAUAUAUGGUCACUUCGAGAUGGGGUUACGCAGACACAGUCGCAAUGGCAAACAAUGAGAGGCGCGUGAACGUCAGCGAGCUCCAGAAAUGGAUACAGCGAGACAAGCCAACGAUGACGCCUGCACCAAGUAGAUCAAGCCGACUUCAGUCGCACGUAUUUCACGGGGGGACGAGUGUGGUGAGAGCAGGCUGCUAGCCGAUUGGUUGGCACUAAUCUACGUUAAGGUCUAGGUCACUAAUAUGGGCCGUGAGAAAAUAUGAACAAGCCUGAGUCAACAACCAAUCACAGCAAAGUUAACCUGGCAAAAUGUGAUUCGCAGAGAGAACUCUAUUUGUCAAGGAAUCCCGAAACAACCAAUCAGAAGCCUGCGUUUGUCUACCUAAACAACCAAUCAGAUGACUGCGCUUGUCUAUAAUAAUGUAGUUGAAAGAUGUAUAAAUACGUGUUGAUUUUCAUAAUAAAGCGAUCUGUUGCCUGGCCCUUG